AUGCUAGCUCGCCAGUGUUUACUGCUGUAUUCGAAAAGAUCUCUGCAUGCUGCUCCUCCAGCUAAGAAUAUUCUAUCAUGGCUGAGAAGCAGGAAAGAUGGUAAAGAAAAAACUCCCGCCAAAGAUACCAAAGCUUUGAUCAAGGAGAUUGAAAGUGGGGAAACUGCUUUCUCAGCAUCUAAGCAAUCUGUGGUGACACUUGCUUUGGACGAAUCCGAUUUUAUUGGUGUAGAUGUGGAGGCUGAGAAUGAAAGGCGUUAUAAGGAGAUGGUCCAAUCAAGUAAAUUGAACAUAUGGCUACAACCCAAAAAAGUGGCGUCCGUUGAACAGCUAAAAGAACUUGUAAUUAGUUCGUUCAAUGAUGCGUCUAACGUCAAGGUUUCUUCCAUUGAUGACCCGCUACUUACUGAAAAUUUCACUGACUUGGUUUGCAAAUUCAAAUUCAUAAAACAGCUGCAGGCCAAGACAGGUUAUAUGAUCCCAGACGAGAAAAUAACCAGGCUUUUGAGCCCCGUAAGCUUUUUACAGUGGUAUGAUGCUGAAGUCCUCUCAGGAAAGCUUUUGGGCUACAAUGAAGCGGAACCAAAUGCUAUAGAUCUCUCUAAAAAGGAGUUUCCACCUAAUGUUUUCAUAACACCACUCAUUAAAAAGCGUGAGAUGAUGAACAAUAUGGACCAAAUCUUAAGUGAAGUGGAAGCUUUGGAGAAGGAGAAGGCUGUCUCAGCCAUUUCUAAUGCAAUCCGGUCGUAA
Eremothecium sinecaudum is the source of this 750-nucleotide messenger RNA. RefSeq names its product mitochondrial 54S ribosomal protein mL50 MRPL13 (gene MRPL13). The record is from RefSeq and is a predicted model, not a curated record. The coding region runs from base 1 to 750 and encodes 249 amino acids. NCBI's taxonomy places the organism in Eukaryota, Fungi, Ascomycota, Saccharomycetes, Saccharomycetales, Saccharomycetaceae. Gene Ontology annotation, cellular component: mitochondrion. The transcript has a single exon.